AUGGCACCAGGCGCCCUCGUCGAGCAACCCAACAUCGCGGAGCCCUUCGCCAACCCGAAGGACGGCCUCGCUCUCGAAGCCACCUCCGACGCCAUCGACGAUGUAAACGUCCUCAAGGCCGCCCUCAAAGUAAAGAAGGGCACCGCCACGCAAGAAGAGAAGGAUAUCUACGAGCAGUCCCAGUUCGAUGCCGACAAGAACAAGACACAGUUCCGACAGUACGAGGAGGCCUGCGACCGUGUCAAGAACUUUUACCGCGAGCAGCACGAGAAGCAGACCGUCGCGUAUAACCUCAAGGCCCGCAAUGCCUUCUACAGCAAGACCCGCGCCAGCAUGACCGUCUGGGAGGCAAUGGAGAAGCUCAACACGCUGAUCGAUGAGUCCGACCCUGACACUUCUCUCUCCCAGAUCGAGCACUUGCUCCAAUCCGCAGAGGCCAUUCGCCGCGACGGAAAGCCCCGCUGGAUGCAGCUCGUCGGCCUGAUCCACGACCUUGGCAAGCUGCUCUUCUUCUAUGACGCCCAGGGCCAGUGGGACGUCGUCGGUGAUACGUUCCCCGUUGGAUGUGCUUUCGAUCGUCGGAUCAUCUACCCUGACACCUUUAUGGGCAACCCAGACCAUGACAAUGACAUCUACGGUACCGAGCACGGCAUAUACACCCCUGGAUGUGGUCUCGAUAACGUCAUGCUUAGCUGGGGCCACGACGAGUAUCUGUACCACAUCAUGAAGGCGCAGAGCACCAUCCCCGACGAGGGUCUGGCUAUGAUCAGGUAUCACUCUUUCUACCCGUGGCAUUCGCAGGGCGCGUACAGGUGGAUGAUGAACGAGAAGGAUGAGAAGAUGCUGGAGGCCGUCAAAGCAUUCAACCCUUAUGAUCUUUACUCUAAGUCUGAUGAUGUUCCUAAGGUUGAGGAGCUCAAGGAGUACUACAAAGACAUCAUUAACGAGUUCAUCGGCUGGGACAAGAAGAUCCAGUGGUGA
This is a messenger RNA of Didymosphaeria variabile, 981 nucleotides long. RefSeq lists its product as uncharacterized. Bases 1 to 981 code for a protein of 326 amino acids. Gene Ontology annotation, cellular component: cytoplasm. The record is from RefSeq and is a predicted model, not a curated record. Gene Ontology annotation, biological process: inositol catabolic process. Lineage: Eukaryota; Fungi; Ascomycota; Dothideomycetes; Pleosporales; Didymosphaeriaceae. Gene Ontology annotation, molecular function: iron ion binding; inositol oxygenase activity. The transcript has 2 exons.